Eurytemora carolleeae is the source of this 1164-nucleotide messenger RNA. RefSeq names its product eukaryotic initiation factor 4A-III. The transcript is spliced from 11 exons. NCBI's taxonomy places the organism in Eukaryota, Metazoa, Arthropoda, Copepoda, Calanoida, Temoridae. Gene Ontology annotation, cellular component: nucleolus; catalytic step 2 spliceosome. The record is from RefSeq and is a predicted model, not a curated record. The coding region runs from base 25 to 1149 and encodes 374 amino acids. Gene Ontology annotation, molecular function: ATP binding; RNA helicase activity; mRNA binding.
GUGUGUUAUUUGUUUUCAUAGAAAAUGGCGUCAAAAGCUACAAGAAGGGCAGUCGAAGAGGAGGAUUUGGCUAAUGUCGAGUUUGAGACCAGCGAGGAUGUCGAGGUUGUUCCAACCUUUGACUCUAUGAGCCUGCGUGAAGAUCUGCUCCGAGGAAUUUAUGCAUACGGUUUUGAGAAACCUUCAGCUAUCCAGCAGAGAGCCAUCAAACCCAUUGUUAAGGGACGUGACGUGAUUGCCCAGGCCCAAUCCGGAACUGGUAAAACUGCCACCUUCUCUAUUUCUAUUCUCCAGAGUAUUGAUACUACUGUCAGGGAAACCCAGGUUCUGUGUUUGUCUCCUACCCGUGAGUUGGCAGUACAGAUCCAGAAGGUUGUUCUAGCUCUUGGAGAUUAUAUGAACGUCCAGUGUCACUCUUGCAUAGGAGGAACCAACCUGGGUGAGGAUAUCCGUAAACUUGAUUACGGUCAACAUGUUGUAUCUGGAACUCCGGGCAGAGUAUUCGAUAUGAUCAGACGCAGGACCCUGAGGACCCGAGGUAUUAAGAUGUUGGUACUGGACGAGGCUGACGAGAUGUUGAACAAGGGGUUCAAGGAACAGAUCUACGAUGUGUACAGAUAUUUACCUCCUUCAACUCAGGUUUGCCUGAUCUCCGCUACCCUGCCCCACGAGAUCCUCGAGAUGACCAGCAAGUUUAUGUCAGAUCCUAUCAGGAUCCUGGUAAAGCGUGACGAGUUGACGCUGGAGGGUAUUAAGCAGUUCUUCGUUGCUGUUGAGAGGGAGGAGUGGAAGUUUGAUACACUCUGUGACCUCUACGAUACACUCACUAUCACUCAGGCGGUUAUCUUCUGUAACACAAAGCGUAAGGUUGAUUGGUUAACUGAGAAGAUGAGGGAGGCCAACUUUACAGUCUCCUCAAUGCACGGAGAUAUGCCACAGAAGGAGAGAGAUGCUAUCAUGAAGGAAUUCAGGUCCGGACAAAGCCGAGUACUCAUCACUACUGAUGUUUGGGCAAGAGGAAUUGACGUUCAACAGGUUUCCCUGGUUAUCAACUACGAUCUACCAAACAACAGAGAGUUGUACAUUCACAGAAUUGGUAGAUCUGGACGUUUCGGCAGGAAGGUCAGUAUGGAACAUUUCUCCUUUUAGGAUAUCAAUUACUUU